CCGUCUCGCCCGUGCCUGUGUCUGCUCCGACUUCAUCGCCCUGCCGCGGCUGCAUCGCUGGAAUAUCAACACUUCCGACCGAACCAGAAUGAGGCUGUCGACUGAGCUUGUCAUUUCCGCGAUAGCCCUCAAAGGCUUUUCAAAAUUCCUCCAGUGCCUGUCCAAGAUUGGCGACGAUCUGUACUGGGAAGCACGCGCAGACCAGCUGCUGCUCGCAACCGUCAACUCGUCACGAUCGGCGUUUGUCAUCUUUACGCUGCCGGCGCUGUUCUUUGAGUCCUACGAAACCGAGAACCUGGACUCGAAGAACUUUAUCAGCUGCAAGAUCCUCUUGAAGUUCAUCACAAACAUAUUCAAGUUCAAGGCCAAUCUGGAAAACGUCGAGAGCUGCAAGAUCAUCCUGCAGAACGGCGAUGAGCCCGAUGAGAACCAGGACCGAAUUGUGAUCCAGCUCAUCUGCAAGCAUGGCGUCCUGAAGACACACAGGCUUCACUACGAGAGCUGCGAGCCCAUUCGCGCCGUUUACUUGAAGGAAACAUGCCAGGGCUCGUGGCUGGCAUCGCCAAAGGUCAUCCAUGAAUGGUUGGUGCACUUCAACCAGAAGCUCGAGGAGGUGACGAUGAUCUGCGACACCGACUGGAUCAAGCUCAAGAGCUUCACAGACACCUCCACAAACACCCAAGAUCGCAUCAGUCAGAGCCUCCAGACUGAGGUUACCAUGAACUCUGGCGACUUUGGAUACUUCAAGGUCAACCAGCUGGCCGACCUGACAUUCAAUCUCAAGGAGCUCAAGGCCAUCCUGUCGUUUGCCGACACCAUGAACCAGCCCGUGAUCGCUUACUUUGAGCGCACCGGAUGCCCGAUCACAUUCUCGGUGUCUGUGCCGGACACCUAUUCGGUUGAUUUUGUCCUGGCGACUCUCCAGGUCGAGACAGUCGACCCCGAAGCCAUGGGAGCCAUGGCGACUACUGUGCCGCCAACAACGGCCGCCGCCGCAAACCACCCUGACUCGGCGCACAUCGCAAACUCUCAAAAUGCAGCAUCGGUACACACUCCUCAUCACUCGAAUCGCUCCACUCCGCAGCAUCCGGCGGCUCGGGGUGGCAGUACGACAACAUCAUCUCGGACAGCCACGGAUGCAGGCGAUAUGAUGCCACCGCAGGCCUUCAGCCAAGCAUCAGCGAACGCCGCUGGGGCUGCUGCCUUUGGAUCGCCCUGGGGUCGACCCAGCCAGCACGUUCUGGAGGCCGUGGACCACAUGGCAGUCGACACCCAAAACGACCUGUCCCGGAACCUGAGCCUGAGCCUAUCUUCACCGCAGCCGAGCCUGGUGUUGCCACAACGACGCCUCCUCCCGAUCGAUACGAGCUCACAGCCGAUGCAGGUUGUCGACGAGCCCAGCAUGCGCAGCUCGAUGCCGCCGGCCUCACUGGCAGAUGACUUGCAGCCUGAUUUCAUGGACCAGGACGAGUCUGCAUCGCACACGCUCUUCAGCACAAACCGGUCCCCGGCCGAUCUGAUCACGCAUAUGCGUCCAGGCUCGAGCAUCGAUGUCCAUGCGUCGAUGCAAGUGUCCUCGCAGGAGGAGCCGGCUCCGUCCGCGCGCUCAGCCGCCCAGCCAACAGGAAGCCGGCACAGCCUCCGUCAAUCGCCGCUGCAAUCGGCUUCUCAGAGCUCGAGGUCCGUCGAUCCGACACACCCUGUCUCGACCGGGGUUCGUGCAGAGUCGAGUGCAGAGGGAGCCUCGGUCCGUCCCACGAACGACCUGCCAAGUACCGAUCGCCAAAGCCAGCAGCAGCAACAGCAGCAGCAGCUUGCGCUCAAUGGAGUCGCAGACGACAUGGACACCAACGAAUCCACCGAGAUCCUGCCUCCGUCUCCCAAGCCCAACGAGCAAAGACUGCGGACGCUCUUUGGCGCUUUCGGGAACCUGGGCGGCCAAGGGCGACCAACCUCGUCUGCUCGAGAAGCCAGACCCGAAGACAGGGCCGGGAAUGCGGCGCAGAACCUUGCCAACGACGAUGAUCCGGUUUCAUUUGGUGACCUGCAGUUUCCGUUCAAGACCCCAGCCAACACAAGCGGAGGCGACACAACCGCCUCAACAGAUGCCGUCCAUGUACGUCUGCACGAUGCAUGCACCGACGUUGUAUCGAUGCUGUAUUGCCGAUGCAUGCCAAUGUGCUGACGCUACAUCGAUGGCCUCGCUCCUCACAGGUUCCCUUGGGCGGUACCGGCAAUACAGGCGAGUUGCCCG
Molecule: messenger RNA, 2254 nt
Organism: Polychytrium aggregatum
Lineage: Eukaryota; Fungi; Chytridiomycota; Chytridiomycetes; Polychytriales
Product: Rad9-domain-containing protein
Exons: 10
Coding region: 89-2185 (698 amino acids)
Biological process (GO): cellular response to ionizing radiation; DNA replication checkpoint signaling; DNA repair
Cellular component (GO): checkpoint clamp complex
Source: RefSeq, a predicted model, not a curated record